GACGACGACAGCAGCCUAACUGUUCUGUUGUAGCCGACAACGUUUCAUGUCAUACAAAUAAACAGUAUAUUCUACAAUGGAUCCGGACAAAUCUAGCCCGUCCCCCUCCACCCUCCAGGAGUCCCCAGGUCGACCGCCUCCCGGUACUUUACUGCUGGGUCUGGUCGACUGCAGGAAAACACCGGGGCAGAGUGGAACUGAGAGAGGAGAAGGAGAAGAAGAACAUGGAGAUUUGAUUUCAUUAAGUAAGAACCAUGGGGACAGCCCUAAUCAUUGCUGUCUCAGUGGGAGGGGCUUAUCAUCUGGGGAGCCUCAACAACAUCAUGAUGCUGACAAGACAGAGAAGAAUCUCUCCAGAUCAGAACACCUCAAGAAACACCAGCAGAGACAUAUAGGGAAGAAACCUCACCACUGCUGUUCUGGCUGUGGGAUGUGUUUUGCUAAACAGAAGGAAGUGAUCAUUCACGAGCAGAUUCACACCGGAGGGAAACCGUACCACUGCUCUCAAUGUGGGAAGAGUGUAGCUGCAUCUAAAACCUUACAAUCUCAUCAGAGAAUUCAUACAGGGGAGAGGCCUUACACCUGCAUUGAUUGUGGGAAAUACUUUGAUCAAUCAGGAGCCCAGACUACACACAAACGUAUACACACAGGAGAGAAACCUUAUAGCUGUAAUCAGUGUGGGAAGACCUUUGCUUUAUCCGUAAACCUAACCACACACCAGCGAAUACACAUAGUAGAGAAUCCUUAUAGCUGUGAUCAGCGUGGGAAGAGCUUCAGUCGAUCAGGAGACCUGACUACACACCAACACAUACACACAGGAGAGAAGCCUUAUAGCUGUGAUCAGUGUGGGAAGAGCUUCAGUCGAUCAGGACAUCUGACUAUACACCAACGCAUACACACAGGAGAGAAGCCUUAUAGCUGUGAUCAGUGUGGGAAGAGCUUCAGUCGAUCAGGACACCUGACUAUACACCAACGCAUACACACAGGAGAGAAAAAUUAUAGCUGUGAUCAGUGUGGGAAGAAUUUCAGGACGUCAGGACACCUGACUAAACACCAACGCAUACACAAAAAGAGAGAAGACUUAUAGCUGUGAUCAGUGUGGGAAGAGUU
Coregonus clupeaformis (lake whitefish) is the source of this 1110-nucleotide messenger RNA. RefSeq names its product zinc finger protein 239. The transcript has 3 exons. Gene Ontology annotation, biological process: regulation of immune system process; regulation of cytokine production; negative regulation of transcription by RNA polymerase II. The record is from RefSeq and is a predicted model, not a curated record. The coding region runs from base 77 to 1087 and encodes 336 amino acids. Lineage: Eukaryota; Metazoa; Chordata; Actinopteri; Salmoniformes; Salmonidae.